AUGAAGCAACGCGAAGUAAGACUUGAGGAACUAACAGAGCGCUCAAGAUUGAAUCUAUACUUCAAACACAUCCAACCAAACUAUCCACUACUCGAGACUUGUCCAGACAGACGACUCAGAAGUGCGCUGCGCAUGUCACCCCGCCUCAAAAUGGCCUUGUUCACCGUGUCUUCACGCUUCGCGAACCCAGGCGUCAUACCGUGGUCACCAGAAGACUUUGCUAACCGAGCUCAAAGUCUCUCAAGCGACUCGGAACUGAGCGUGGAUGAACUGAAAGUAUCUUUUCUCCUGUGCCUUCACGCCAUGUCUGACUCCUUGACGUGGGCAACUGUCACCGAAACCACCAAGAUCACCAGGAUGGCUGAUUUGUACUACACGAUGUGCCUUGGAGGACAGCGCAACGUGUCUGGCAGGGCCUUUGAUCUCAAUAGCGAGAAGGACGCCGGGGGUGGGGAUGGACUGGCAGCAAGACGACGGGACGAGGCGGAGGACUUGGAUGCUGAGAUGGAGGAGUGGAACAGGGUAUGGUGGUGCAUCUAUCGCCUUGACUCCUGCUGCUGUGCCAUCACUGCAUCACCAAACGCGAUAUCGAAUCGCCUCGAAGAGAAGAUCAGACUCACUUCUGAAUCACCUACCGAGUCCAUGAUCCAGCCGUCUCUUGACUCUGAACACAAUCAGGACCUAUCGCAGCACGAGUCUCUGAGCAGAUCAACGCAUCCGAAACACUGGCGGACGAUGAAAGCCAUCUUCUCACAGCCGGCAUGUACGAAUCAGAGCCUCUAUCUCGGCGUAUGCACCUUUGUGAGAUCCGUCACAGAACUCAGAUCCCUAGUCAAGUCCGGCCGCACCAAAGGCCUCGAGAACCGCCUGCGAGAGCUCGAGAGCGACAGCGCGGCCACGGCGUUUGCGUUGCCUUCGUGGUACUUUCAGCCCGUGAGGAAUCUGAGCGUUGGCGAGACGGGAGAAGACCACGCGUCUCGGUUGAAGAACUUGCUUGUCUGGUCCUGCUCCGACUUGCUACUCGCCAUCUGUGCCGUGGAGAUGAGCAGCUCGUCGACCGCGGCUGCUCUCGAUCUCACAGCACACUGGCACUCGAUCUUGGACAAGGCAAACGACGCGGCCGAAGUCGUCGGAAAAUGGAAGCCCGCCUACCUUGACGUUGUUGACCCGUUGUGCUCCUACAUUGUUCUUUUGGUUGGCGCAAUCUUCUCUUUGCAAAGAGCGCUCUCGUCCGAGAUGUCCCUUUUCUCCUCCCAGCUUGAUCUGCUGGAGUUGUUUAUGGAGCAGAUAGGGAGCCGUUGGCCUAUUGGUGAGUAUCGCUCCUACCAGCCUGUUUCACAGCCCCUUCUUUCUAACAUAUUUGGGAUAGCAAACCGCCUCAGCAGUAAGUACUUUUCCUUCAUGGUUUCCGAAGAUAAACAAGCUGACCCAAAGGGCGGAAAAGAAUCACUUCAAUCCAUACAGAGAAACUUGUCUUCAGGAAAGUCUACUUGUACCCUUGAGACGGCGCUCACCUAUGUCCGCCAGUUGACUCACCCUUUCGAUGGGCAACCUGUCCACCCCGUCUUGAAAGGUGAUGCCCCGGGAGCUAUCAUAUCGGGACCUACAGAGGCAAGGGACGCAAGCAACGGAUGCUAUUCUAACACGCAUGAGGAGGGAUAUGGUCAUUAUUAUGGCCUCGACGAUGUUGAUUUCGCGAGUCUGGAGGGAGUCUUUGGCGACAUGGACCCGAUGGACAUGCUGCUGCAGGUAGGUUGUUGA
Molecule: messenger RNA, 1761 nt
Organism: Colletotrichum tamarilloi
Lineage: Eukaryota; Fungi; Ascomycota; Sordariomycetes; Glomerellales; Glomerellaceae
Exons: 3
Coding region: 1-1761 (586 amino acids)
Cellular component (GO): nucleus
Source: RefSeq, a predicted model, not a curated record